GCUAGCUGAAAGAGACGCCAUUAGUUUGGGGUGAAAAGACGGCAGUCGCGUCAGGUAGAAAAGGUGGAAGUAGCUCGUUGUUUAGACACCUGUUGGUCAAUAGUGAUUACAGUCAGAGUCGCUUAUGCUGUCGUCUUCCGAUUUUAGCUUUUAAAGUCGGAAGCUAAUGUGAGUUACGCAGGAUUUCAGUUCCGAUCGGUGUUAUUAGCAUUAGCCACGUUAGCUUGAUAACAACAACACCCGAGGACUUCUUUGAUUUAACCACCAUGGCGGCCGGAGGGACGGGCGGCAGAACCUACUCGUUCAAGGUGGUGUUACUGGGAGAAGGCUGCGUGGGGAAGACGUCGUUAGUGCUCCGAUACUGUGAGAACAAAUUCAACGACAAACACAUCACAACUCUACAGGCGUCCUUCCUCACAAAGAAGCUCAACAUCACAGGAAAGAGAGUGAACUUGGCCAUAUGGGACACAGCCGGUCAGGAGCGUUUUCAUGCUUUAGGUCCGAUCUACUACCGAGACUCUAACGGAGCAGUACUAGUGUACGACAUCACCGACGAGGACUCCUUCCAGAAGGUGAAGAACUGGGUGAAAGAGUUGAGGAAAAUGUUGGGGAACGAGAUUUGUUUAUGUAUAGUAGGUAAUAAAAUAGAUUUGGACAAAGACCGACAUGUUUCAGUGGAAGAAGCUGAGAGUUAUGCUGAGUCGGUGGGAGCCAAACAUUAUCACUCAUCAGCCAAGUUAAAUAAAGGCAUCGAGGAGCUUUUCCUGGAUCUCUGUAAACGGAUGAUGGAAACGGCUCAGGCCGAGGAGAGGUUGAAGGGCAACGGAGCCAGCCAAUCAGCAUCGAGUAGGCGGGGCGUACAGAUCGUCGACGACGAACCACAAGCCACGCCCGCUGGAGGAUGUUGCUCCUCUGGCUAACACACACACACACACGAUUGCAGACAUAAUAUUCACACACACAUUUAAGUCUCUGUUGCUUUAAAAUCCUAAAAAAGUAUAAUAAUACAAACUGUUUUUUUCUGUGUUCUGCAAAGGAGCAUGGGAAAUCAUUUUUAAAAUGGUUGAAUCGCUGCUCCCUUCAAAAUAAAAGCAACUCAUGAUUGAUUUAAAUUUGAUUUAAAAUCACUCGAAUGUUCCACAGAAGCAGUGAUUCAAACUUUAAAUCUCUGAAGCUGUUUGUGUGUUUAUUAAUACGUCAUAAAUAAAAGAGCUGAAGUUACUUUAAGGACAGAAAAUGGCGGCAGAGAUUUAUUUAUUUUUUGUUUUUUUGGUGGGAUAAAACAUACAAACACACACUGUAUAAACCUCCAUUAAUCAUCAUAUUUAUCUAAAUAAUAUAAAUGUGUUUCCUGUUUGUCAAACAGAGGAGCUGGAUAAAAUAUUAAAGGACGGGUUUAGAUUUCUUGCA
Molecule: messenger RNA, 1410 nt
Organism: Anarrhichthys ocellatus (wolf-eel)
Lineage: Eukaryota; Metazoa; Chordata; Actinopteri; Perciformes; Anarhichadidae
Gene: rab21
Product: RAB21, member RAS oncogene family
Exons: 7
Coding region: 267-920 (217 amino acids)
Biological process (GO): Rab protein signal transduction
Molecular function (GO): GTPase activity; GTP binding
Source: RefSeq, a predicted model, not a curated record